This is a messenger RNA of Syzygium oleosum, 441 nucleotides long. Its product is annotated as non-specific lipid-transfer protein 2-like. Gene Ontology annotation, molecular function: lipid binding. The record is from RefSeq and is a predicted model, not a curated record. Gene Ontology annotation, cellular component: membrane. Bases 1 to 441 code for a protein of 146 amino acids. The transcript is spliced from 2 exons. Lineage: Eukaryota; Viridiplantae; Streptophyta; Magnoliopsida; Myrtales; Myrtaceae. Gene Ontology annotation, biological process: lipid transport.
AUGGCCAAGGCAGAAGUGAGACUAUUGUGCUUUCUCUACAUUGCAAGUCUAUCGUUCGUUAUUGUUACCGGCCGGGUUGGAGAUCAGCCCGAACCGGUUCCCAGCAUGGCCGGAAACGAGCCAGAACCGAUCAACGAUAUCAUGUGCGGCGAGAACAUUGCGGACUUGUUGCCGUUGUUGCCAUUCCUGAAGGGGUCCAAUCCCUUGCCGACCACGUUGUGCUGCCAUGCCGUGCAAACCGUGCAGAAGUUGGCAAACGCAAAGCAGAUACGACGAGACCAGUGCGAGUGCUUCAAGAAAGCCGCUCUCGGUUUGGGAGUCGACCCCGGAAAGGCCAAGGCCCUUCCUGAGCGCUGCCAUAUUCAUUUGCCUGUGCCCAUUGAUCCGAAAAUCGAUUGCAGCACGGUUCCAUUUGGAACAUACUACAAUCCUGGGGCAUGA